GGCAGCCUGCAGGGCUUGCACCACAUCCUGUUUUGCGAGAAGACGAUUGUUGACGAAACCAAAACAGACCUGACUUAUUGAGCUUUAAGUUUAUCUUUCGUUAUCAACGUCUGAUAAUGCCUCCCUAUGGCUGAACGUCAAUUCCAGUACAAUGGGAGGGAGGGUGGGGCAACACAACGCGUCGUCAUGGCUUCAGACAUGCAUGAUGAGCAGCCAGUUUUGGCCGUUGGUGGCAAAAGAUACCUGCGGAUGCCAGAUCAUAAUGAUAUUUUGCUGAGACAGAGUCUAGUAAAUUGCCAAAUAGAGACAGAGGCAAAUGCUGGAGAAAUUUCCCUGCACAAUGAUGACCAUAAUGAUGGCCUGCAACCUCAAGUCACUGGUCCCCUCCAGCAGCUGGGAGUCAAUAUCCUCAGUCCCCCUAAAUCUCAAGGACUGUUUUUGCGGAGGAACAUGGCUCCGCGACCUGAAGCAGUGGAUGGUGUGUUUUGUGCGAAGAGUCGGCUCAAAGUUGUGGCUCCCGAAAGUCCUGAUCCAGAGCCUGAGCCUGAGCCGUACAGAGUGAACCUUGUCAAGAGGAAGGCGGAGGAAGAGAAGACCAGUGGCCGCACAGACUACUCAAAAUCGGAGCAGGCAAAGCAGACUCGCAAGUUGGUGGAAGAGAUCAACACCAAUGUUGAAAGGAAAGAACAGGCCAUGAAAAAACAACAAAUCACCUUGGAUGCUUUGGGAGACAACUUCAGCCUGCGGCCGCUGGCCAGUCCUAAAUGCAUCAUAUAUGACGAUACGAUGUUUUCAGGAUUUGGGCCCGAAUGUAAUUUGGAGAAUAUGUUUGAGAACAGCGACAAAGGUUCCUUCGGCCAGGUUGUUCCUUUCCAGGACAAAGAAACCAAAGAGAAGUUAAUGGUGAAGAAGAUCAAGGGAACAGUCGCCAUCAACGAACUAGAAGUGCCACUGAACUUCCAGUCACCAAAUAUCCAAAAAGUAGUAGCGCUGGGGUACGAUGACGUGAAUGCUUAUUUGGUGCUGCAGAAUGCAGGUCGCAACCUGAAACGUUCGUGUGAGGAUCCACAUCAGCGGGAUAUUUUGACCCGCCCGGAGCAAUUAUGUCCCCUUACUCGGGAUCUGCUGCAGGCCAUUUGCCUUCUUGCUCGCUCUGGGAUCACGCACUGUGACAUAAAAGCUGAAAAUGUGUGCUUGAAAUGGUGUGAGGAGCUGGGACGGUUUGUGGCGACGCUGAUCGACUUUGGCUCAAGCAAGAGUCUUCAGGACCCCAUGUCCUUCAACGGGAUCACCGGCGAGUAUCUGCCUCCGUCAUUCAACGCCAUGUACUACAGAGCCUGGAUGAGCAUCAGGGCUCAGCAGAAACCCAGCAAACUUCGGCGCCUCAACACCAAAGAUGACGUCUACGCCGUUGGCAUGAUCAUGUCAUUCAUUCGGUGGGGAGUGCCCCCAAUGAUCAAGUAUCUGACGGGAAGAGACAUGUAUCCUUCGGAUAUCUCGAUCGACCAAAGGAUGCAAGUGCUCAAGACGAUUGGGGAGUUCAAGGAUGUGCUGCCAAGGGAGUUCCUUGAGUACCCAGAAUGCCCAGAAGUGGAACCUCUACUGGCAGGACUGCUGGAGCUUGAGGAAGACCUGAGGCUCAGUGCAGAAGAAGCACUGGGGCAGCUGGAGGAUAUAAUGGGUAUCAAGAGGCCUCCUGCAAGGAAAGUGAAGAGAGUUUGCAUGUCCACAGCUAGCUUCAUUGCAAACACACACCCUGCUCAACCAGGUCUGACAGUUGUCCAGGGACCGUCCAGCAGAGGUCAGAACAAGGAGCUGCGUCCGAAGAUUGUCGUUCUGAAGCAACCGCCAAGGUCAGAGGGCGUCGUGGCCAAGCACGAAGUUGUUCCCCAGCCGGGAAUGUUGUGGAAAGGCAAUGGAGUGCUGCGCCGUGAACCUAUGGUGGAGGACCUUUCUAUGGCUCAGGCCAGUGGCUACAUGGACAUAGACAGGAAGCAGAAGAAGUUGCUUUCACCUGUUGAAGAUGCCGUGGUUGACAGAUCGACUGGUUCAGCACAUCGUCAGAGGAGACUGGAGGAAGAACCAGCGUGGGGUAACCAGGCAGACGUGGGCAUGGACGAGAUUCAGGAGCUGACCAAUUCUUUCGCAUGCUCACCGGUCAAGCAGCAACCACCAGCGUGGCCACAACUGCUGAGAGAGAGCUCAGUGGUGGACCUGAGUCGACGCCCAGGUGUGGAUGCAGGCUGUUGCAACCAGGUUGCCCAGGCCAGACAACGCGCAGCACAGCCGAUGUGGGUGAGCCAGGGUGGUCAGCAGCAGCCGUUGCAGGAGUUUGGUUCCAACCCAGGGCCAAAGUCAGUGCAGCCAGCUUUCAACCCGAGAGUGGAUCUGCCCGGCAUGACUGGCAACAUCCCGGUGUUCAGUCUGCUGGGUGCUCAUCUGGAUGCACCAGAUGACCUUUAGGAGCAAGGGAUCGGAGUGGCCCACCGCACAUGGGACAACCUGUCAGGACUCAGCCUCCGCAGUCAUUAGAUCCGUCAGCCUCCUCGCUAUCGCUGGAUUUGUUGUCAACUGGGUUGUCAUGUUUUGGAUUGGUUGUUUUUUUGGGGGAGGGGGGGGGGGAUUGUUUAUGAAAACAUCCUUCUAUGAUGUUACAAAUCAGUCGCAUGACUUUUAGAUGUCAACUGGAGCUCUCUCAUUUUGGAGAAAGGAAACAGUACUGGCGAUAUAUUUCACAACUUGCUCUCUAUUCCAAUUAAAGUGAUUAUGUUCUGAGAAGUAAGUGUACUUUUCUGAGAAAUUGUGACCCAUCAAAUAGACUGAAAAAAAAAUGCACAGUUCAAUACCGGCCCCAUUUUUGUCUGUAUAUUAUUGAUAAGUAAACUCAGGCAAAAACUCAAAGCAAAUUGUACUGACUUCAGUAAUGAAUUCAGUUGCAGAGUUCCAAGGUUAACCAAAACAAAAUAAGAAAAAGUGUUAAAGCCCGCAUUGAAAGACAAGAACAUCAAUCUCUGUGGUCAAAUCUAUAUAUUUGUAAAUAUUGUCAUAUGAUGCACAUUAUAUUGGAGGAAAAAAUACUUAUUACAAAAAUCUUCCUGAAUUCAUUAACUUCCAAAGGCUGAUGGUUGAAGAAAUGGGUGUGGGGGAUGUGAGAGGAAUGACGGAAAGGGUGUGUGGUGGGGAGAGUUUUCAAACUGGUUUCCCUUUGCUUUGUGGUAACUUGUUGGAACAGAAGUGCUUGGGUCCAGUUUUUUAAAUUUUGCUUUUUAUUUUAGACGUGAGUUUGCAUAUAAUCAUAUAUACCAGAUUUUUUCUUUGUUUAAUAUUUGUACUUUUGCAUGUGAUUGGUUGGGUCAUAAUGUCAAAAUGCCUUUAUUGUUCACUUUCAGAAUUUUGUUCAUUUUCUUUUUGUCUUUACUGUCUGGAAGUCUGGGAAAGGCUGAUGCAGAUUUGUUGUAAAAUAGAUUACAUAAAAGUUGAAAAUUAGAGAAAAGUAUUUUGAGAAAAUGGAUGUCAAAGUUUGAAUUUUUUUUUUAUCCUUGGUUCUGUAUUCUUUUUUUUUUUUUAAGUAGCAAAAAACUACAGACUAUUUUGAUUGGGAAUUGAUACUUACUUUUUGAUCAAGAGAUUUGGCAGUGGAAAUGGUUUAAAGUUGAACUGGAUUAAACUCAAGUUGACUCAAGUGAGCUGCUUUGAGCUUCAGCACACUAAGCGCGGGUGACAUAUCAGACAUUCUUGCCCGCCAGGUUGCAUUUUUGCUUUGUUGUAUAUUAUGAUUUUUGUUAGCAAGGCAGUCGUCACACUUUUGUGGAAGAAAUGUGAAUUUUUAACUGUAUGCCUUAUGGGUGGUAGGACAGAUCUGUGUUGUUAAGUUCAUAAGGCAUUUUGUAGCAUUCGUUGGGGGUGUUGUAUGCUGGAACCCUUUCUUAGGUUAGAUUAAAACAAACUCAUUUUAAGUGACUUUAGGUAAUGAAUACCAUCGCUAAAACCCUUCAACCAUUUCAGAUUUAUAUUGUGAAUGAAUUGGCCUCUUGAAGGGGCUUUCAAUAGUAUGAGAACUUGAACAAAUCAAUUCUGAGAAAGUCUGGUCCAUGCAAUAAUGGGAGUCUGAGUUCAGUGUGCAAAGGACACAGACAUUUUUCAAUUCAAGAAAAGCUUUUGCCUGAGUACACUGACCUGGUGGAGAAUGUGUCAUUUUGGGGGGAUUGCUGAUCUUACCAACAAGGUUUAUCACACUGUCACUGUAUUCAUUUUUUCAAAGUAGGCAGUUUGUGGACUUCUCAUGUCACCUGAAAUUAUGUUUUACACUUUUGUUUGCACACUUUCCGAGUGUUUAUGCAUCUGCUCUAUACUGCCAUAAGCUGACAAAACGCCUUUUUAAAAAAAUUCACAACCCGUUUUGAGACUAAAAGGUUUUUUUGUCAGCGUAACCAUUGAAAAAUAGAGUUCUUUGAAAAUUUGAAUUCUACUUUAUUCAAACACUAGUCACAGUUUCACUUUGAUUUUUUCACAUACUUAGGGUAACUUAUCAGGCUUACGACUUAGCAAAUAAAAAAGUUUUGGCACCAAAAUGAUACAAGAUGUUUUGUCAGCUAAGGGCAGAAUAGUCUGAAGAGUAGUGGUUCGAGUAUGGUUCUAGAACUGAUUUUUUACUUAAGAAGUUUCAGAGUUUUGAUGUCUAUGGUCUGAAACAUUUUGAGGGGAAAAUAUUUUACCAUCAUUAUGCCAGAAGUCACUUUUCAUGAAAACGAAGGCAGGUGUAUUCACUAGGGCAAGUGCUAUGUUCAUGCAAAUGUAAAUAGAAUCUAAUGUUCUUUUCCGAAUGAAUUUGUUCUGUUUUUCCUCCAGGUCCUUAUUUUUUAAUUUUUUUUUGGGUACGGGUAAUUAACAUUAUCCAUAGUGUAUGUUGGAUGUUGAUGAUGGUUUUUGUAACUGUGCUGGGUUUUUUUCCUGAAAAAUUUUGCUUUCUGGGCCCAGAACAGUUGAACAACUUUCUGACGAUUUGUUCUCUUCUACCCAAAAGAAGUCUCAGCCCUUCUUAUUUAGCUCUUUCACUACCGCGAGCCAUGUUUCACGGCUCUUGUUACCCCCAAUGGAGGACCACGAGCCGUGUUUCACAGCUCGCCACUUCCUGCUUCAAAACCACACUUAAUUUUGGAAUAAUCGAGUCUGAAAUCGCAGGCUGAAGAAUGAUCGUUUUUCAAGAUCAGUGGUUAUUUCCCCUCAUUUUCAUAUACAUGUGGCUAAUAUUGAAAAUUGAACCCAAGAAAUCUUUAACUUGUCCGACGGUAGGCAGAAUCAGAAAGAAGUAGGUCACAGAUAGGGCCUUGUCCUGGUGAGGGAAUACACCCUCCCCUCCCCGGGUAGUGAAAGAGUUUUUUAUUUUUUUAUUUUUUAAUUCAGCGAAGAACCAUUUUAGCAUAAAGUUUGACAUAACUGUUUCAGUUGGAGCGUUGUUGCGGACUUGCAGGUGUCUACGCACUGCUUUUUUUGUCAUCUGAAUAAACCUGUGAUGUCUGUGUGUGCACCUAUGUUUGGGUAUGCAAGUGUGUGAACAUUAUGUGUAUUUUACUGGCUGCAAGAUUAAAGUUAAAGGCAAAAGUGCAGAGGUUUUGGGUUGGGCUAGACUGCUACUCGACUCCGAUAAGUAUUUUAGAUUUAAAGGCUGAAUGUAAGGCCUUGUUGUUGGAAGAGAGAAGACAGUAUAUAUUCUAUACAUAUAAAUCAUGAACUACGCUGGGCCCACUUUCUUAGAACAUUUUGUGGUGUACACAAAGUUGUUUAUUUUGUUAUUUUAAAAUAUAGUUUUUUUGCAUUCUCAUCUACACUAUUUAUAUCAUUUAGGAGUCUGGAAUGAGAAAGUAAAAUAAUAAUUAUUAUUGUUAUAAUACUCCUGAAGACCACUCUCUUCCCCCCACCCGCAGACCACCGUGCUGGUAGGAAAAGAAAAGAAAGAAAACUUUGAUUUUGAGUCUUGGUGAGCAAAUUUCUUUGAAAUUCGAAAGGAUUCAAGACGAUCAGUUUUUGCUGAAAGUAUUGGUCAGCGGUGGUGUUUGCUCACGCCUCAUUGCGUGUUGUUCGUGCUUGUGAUAUUUCUGAAUGGGACCAAAGUUACUGAACGUUUUUGGGAAUGUGUAUAACACACCCUCUCAUGUUUCAUGUGUGUGUGUGUGUGUGUGUGAAUGAGGGCACAUUUGUAUGUUCACAUUCUCCCUCACAUUUUGUGUGCUGUUUGUAAAGUUGGUUUGAGAUGGCUGACUGUGCUGGUAUUGUGUAUACACACAAGAGAGCUCCACUUUCAUCUUACACUACGUGGUUUCCUCUUUGAUCUUACAAGGAGACAAAAUACGAUGUUUUCAGACAGAUAAAGGAUUAGUUGUGAUCAGGGGUGGUUAUUUAGAGUUCUUAUUGCAUACUUUUCCUAGCUUCUGUAGGUCUGACUUUUUCUUCAGGCUAAAGAUUUUUUUUCCUACUUAAUCAGUUGGAUUUUUUUUGUGCUUGUCUUUCUGUUUUGUUCAGGGAUGGUGUAGAGAUGCUGUUUUCAUCAUGUUCUUUCUUUUAUUCUGUUGUUUUUGUGUCUACCAUUCUGUUUUUCACAGUGUUACAUGAAUGUACUUGUGUAAAUGUUUUUCUCCGAUGAAUCAUUUAUACCUUGUUCUUUUUUUUUUUUUUUUUUUUUCAUGUACCAUAUUCACUUAUUUCUUGAUAUUUUGCACGAUUUUUUUUAUUGUUAUGACAAUUCAUUUUAAUUUGCUUUUAGACAAUUUACUGGUAGACAAGAUUUGGACUUCAAACUUUAAAAAAGAAAGACGUUUUUCCAUAUUGCAGUUUUAGAAACAAAAGAAGUGAAGUGUUUUGGGUUUUUUUUAAGUACUUUUUGUUUCUAACAACUUCUUUGGUUCGUUUUGAUUGAAAAUGUUUCUAAGAUAAAGUUGAAGAUGUUGCCUUUAAUCAUUCUGAUUAUGAACCCUAUCCGUAUGUCGUGUUUUACUAUCGUGUCCAUACGACGUGGGAAACUCUGUGCCACCACUUUCCAAAGAGGAAAUUUACUCAUUAAUCUGAUCGGUACGCUUCGCAUAGCGGUCUGUCAAAAUGAUUUUUUGAGAAAUACUGAAGGUUUCAAAGAGAUCUUCAUACUAGAAGUAUUCUAAAAUGUGAAGAAUGCAACCCCUGAGGUACGAAAUGACCCCAGGGCGUAUGGAUAGGGUUAAAUGCUAAAGUUUGUGCUUUUAGGUUUCCUAUCCUCACUUUAUAGCUCACAUGUACUCUAUAAUAAACCAAAAAAUGUAAUAAAAAUAUAAAAAAAAACUAAA
Molecule: messenger RNA, 7313 nt
Organism: Aplysia californica (California sea hare)
Lineage: Eukaryota; Metazoa; Mollusca; Gastropoda; Aplysiida; Aplysiidae
Exons: 16
Coding region: 127-2463 (778 amino acids)
Biological process (GO): mitotic DNA damage checkpoint signaling; protein phosphorylation
Cellular component (GO): nucleus; cytoplasm
Molecular function (GO): ATP binding; protein serine/threonine kinase activity
Source: RefSeq, a predicted model, not a curated record